AGCGGUGUGCUUUUGCCCACGUGCGCAGCUCACGAGAAAUGAGGGGUUUCUUUUCUUUUUAGGCUCCUAAACAACUAAACUCAGCAAAUACCCCUCGCCAGAAACUUUUUGCUUAAAUUUUUUUUCUUUCCAUUAAGACAUAUUUCCAAGAAUUCUUCGCACUCAAUCUCAAUCACAUCACGACUGUCGCAAUGAACGUCUUCCAAGAACAACGCGGAAUGAUCUCUCUUUUCGCCUCCGAAGGCAAAAGAGAGGGAGCGAUUGUUGCCGUCAUCCUCGAGGAACUCAAACUCCCCUACCGCCUUCACCUGGUCGGAAAACCAGAAGAGAUUGAUGCGAAAAGCCUCCCGGUGCUCAGGAACAUCCAAAGCGAUGGCGAGUCCGUCGAUCUUUCCGGGUUCCACGAUGUUGUGUCAUACCUGAUUGCGCGCUAUGACACAGCGCACGAAGUUUCCUAUAAGAAGGGCUCUAAGGAGGAUGAGGAGGUCAAUAUAUUAGUCGCAUCUUUAACUGAGCCCAAUGCAGCCCAUCCGGAAGAGCACCGCUUCGACCUCGAUGCAAAGGAUGACGGCAUCCCCUUUGCCAGAAAGGCUAUUAGCCUGUAUCUUCACCUUGAGCAGCAUCUGCAGAAGUCGCACAGUAACUACCUGGUGGGCAAGAAAUGCACCCUUGCCGAUCUCCUCCACCUUCCCUACGUGGCUGCCGCAGGCUCAGCUGGCCUUGACCUGGAGAGAUUCCCGGAGCUGACAAUAUGGUACGAUCGGGUGUACCAGCGACCGGCAGUGCAGAAAGGCUUCGCUGCUGUUCAUAUGAAGAUCCGGGGGUAGAAUUGCUCACUUAUCACUAACUGAUCACGGUAUUAGUUGUCAGUUGGCAGAGGCUGAAGUGUGUAGUGGACCUUUCGCCCCUUUACUUUUCUUCAUAAUUGUAACCAC
This is a messenger RNA of Aspergillus pseudotamarii, 935 nucleotides long. RefSeq names its product glutathione S-transferase family protein. The record is from RefSeq and is a predicted model, not a curated record. The transcript is spliced from 3 exons. Lineage: Eukaryota; Fungi; Ascomycota; Eurotiomycetes; Eurotiales; Aspergillaceae. The coding region runs from base 192 to 827 and encodes 211 amino acids.